AUGGCGGCAACCUGCUAUGCGGGCAGCGACCGUCAGUUUGGCCCUCGUGUUGCCAUCAACUGUCGAAAUUUUGAUUUCACUCUUCUUUUCGAAGAUGCCGUGCUCACUGUCUUACCCGCUGGCUUGUUCGUAAUUUUCUUCCUGGUCCGGCUGGAGAUCCUACGAAGAAAUCCGGUGAAAGUGAUGUCUUACAAAUUGGCAGCGUAUAAAGUGGCACUUUUAACGACUCUCUUUGUGUUGCUUGUGGUCUAUACGGUCCUACGGAUUCGAACGUCAGUCUUGCAUACUCCGUUGUCACUGACAUCCGACAUCCUCAAUAUCGUUGUCGCCGCUGGCGCAGUGGCCCUCUCUUUCCUAGAAGAUCAACGUUCGACCCGACCAUCGGACCUCCUCGUCAUCUAUUUUUCAUUGCUAUCACUGCUGUGGAUCCCGCGACUACGCUCCCUGUGGUUGAUCUCGGCGUCAGGCCCCUGCAGGGUCUUGUGGACAACGAUAUACGUCGUCGCUGUCCUAAUUGCCUUCCUCGAAUCGACCAGAAAGGUCGAGACCUUACGUCCUUCGUACAAACAUGUCACAGUAGAGCAGGCCAGUGGGUUCUGGUCUCGAAGCGUCUUUAGAUGGGUUGUGCCCUCUAUCCGGCUGGGAUACUCCACGAUACUGUCCGUCGGAGACAUGCCGAAGGUCGACGAGAGCUUACAAGGCGACGUGGCGCGCGAAAAGCUGGAAAGAGCUUGGGAGCAAUCAGAGGGGAAAUAUCGGCUCAUCAAAGCAGUCUUCCGCGCGUACCGUUGGACUGCUAUUUCGGGGAUUAUUCCUCGGCUCAUCCUCGCUGGAUUCACCUUCUGCCAGCCGUUCCUUAUCACAUCGACUGUGGAUUACUUCGCGGGAGAAGCGAAGAAUAAGCCUAAGGAAUACGGACAGGCACUGGUGGGGGCAUUUUUGCUCGUUUAUCUGGGGAUUGCAAUAUCGACGUCCAUUUACUGGCGCCAAACAUACCGACUGGGCACAAUGGUGCGAGGAGGUCUCAUCUCGCGCCUAUACUGCAAAACUACCGUCCUGGCACAGGAGGACGUGAAAGGAAAUGCAGCCCUCACACUAAUGGGAACAGACGUGGAGCGCAUCGUGAACAGUCUCAGAUCGUUGCAUGAAAUUUGGGCCUCAAUUUUAGAGGUCAUCGUGGCCGUCUAUCUUUUGCAACGUCAGGUUUUUCUGGCUUGUCUUGUCCCUGCAAUCAUUUGUUUGGCAUGCGUGUUUGGUGCAGGCCCGAUAUCCGCGCGGAGCGCACCAGCGCAGAGAGCUUGGGUCGAGAGAGUCGAGAAGCGGGUUGCUGUUACGUCCACAUUACUGAGAGACAUGAAGUCUGUGAAAAUGCUGGGGCUGACCGACGUGUUUUUUGGGCUGGUGACCAAGUUGCGAGUGGCAGAACUGGAGACAUCUUCGCGGUUCCGCAAGCUGCUAAUCUGGACCGUGCUACUAUCAAAUGUACCAAGGGACGUGGCCCCGUACAUGACAUUCGCCGUUUAUGCAAUCAUCUCUGUGGUCCGGCAGAAUCAGUCCCUCAUGGCGUCUCAGGCUUUCACUUCACUCUCUUUAAUCACGUUGUUGACUACGCCUCUGUUGGAUUUUGUGCAAGCGGUUCCAGCAUUGAUUCAGUGCGUCGGUUGUUUCGAAAGAAUCGAGGAGUAUCUGGAGAGAUCGCCGAUUACAUACCCUCCUUCGACGUCUGCACUGACAGACGUAAAAGUCCAGCAGACUGAGGAUGCAGAGAAACUCUCUGGUAUUUCUGCUGUAGUAUCAUUUAAAGAUGCAGAAAUUACCUGGCCAUCUGGCUCAGAAGGCGUGUUCCAGAACCUUACCCUGGAGAUUAGCAAAGGGAUCACGAUGAUUACCGGGCCGGUGGGCUCUGGAAAAUCGGCCUUGAUCAAAAGCAUACUUGGUGAGAUGACUGUGAGCAAAGGUUCUGUUCACACAACGUCCGAAAAUAUUGCGUACUGCCCUCAGGUACCAUGGAUUGUGGACGACACUAUCCAGCAAAACAUCACCGGGGGCGCACAGUUCGACUCAGAAUGGUAUGACUUUGCAGUUUCUGCUUGUGGGCUGAAGGAUGAUUUCAGGUAUAUUACUGCUGGAGACAUGCAUGUCGCAGGGAGUAACGGCGCCUCCUUGAGUGGAGGUCAGAAACAAAGGGUGGCGCUUGCACGGGCCAUUUACUCUAGACUCCCUGUCAUUCUAAUUGACGAUAUCUUCAACGGCUUGGAUUCCAAGCGUGUAAGUAGCCUAGCUGCAGCUCUAUUCGCUGAGGAUGGACACUUCCACAAAGCCGGCAUAACAGUCAUCCUGGCCACUCACACCGAUAGUCUUCUUCCAUACGCAGAUAAGAUUAUUGUCGUGGACCAUGGAGCAGCUGCUUAUGCAAGCUCACAUGGAGACCUUAUAGACCGGACGCCAGAUGCUAUAUCGGAGGAUUCGAUCGUGUCCCACCGGGAAACGCCCAACCCUCAUACUAACAAAGCUCCUACAGAAGAAAGCCAACGUCUUGCAGUCGAGGACGAUGCAAGUGAUACCCGGUCCAGAGUAGACGAAGUCGACUUCUCACGGCGCGAUGGCACUUGGGAGGUGUAUACAUACUACACUAGGAGUGCAGGCCCCUGGAUUGCCGUGGCGUUCGUUGCCUCGAUAUUUGUUUGGACUUUUUUCAAUACCUUCUCUACUCUGUGGAUCCAGUGGUGGUCUGAGUCGAAUGCGACAGAUCCCAACGGCAGGGUUGGCUGGUACCUGGGGUUCUACACCGGAUUCACAGUUGUCGGUAUUGUAGGCUGCUUCGUGGGCUGCGUCCUCUUAUUUAUCAACAUCAUCAACGACACGGCAUUAACACUACACACGGACCUACUGAAAGCCACCUUAAAAGCGCCGUGGAGCUUCUUCCUAACAACCGACGUCGGGAUCAUGACCAACCGGUUCAGCCAAGAUAUGGAUCUCAUCGACAUGAAGCUUCCAGUCUGGGUGGUUAACACCGUAGCCUAUGUCGCACUCUCCUUGAUGAAUUUGAUUCUACUAUGUGUUGUUGGCAAGUACAUGGCCAUCACUUUUCCUUUCCUGAUGAUCGCUUUCGUCAUCAUCCAGCGCAUUUACCUCCGGACCUCCCGACAGGUGCGGCUGCUCGACAUCGAAGCCAAAGCGCCACUCUACGCCCAUUUCGCAGAGACAAUCGACGGGAUCAGCUCGCUGCGAGCCUUUGGCUGGGGCGACGCCUUCCAAACAGAAUGCAACAAGCGAAUCAAUCAAUCCCAGCGGCCGUUCUACACGCUGCUCUGUCUGCAGCAAUGGCUGACCCUGGUUCUGAACCUGGUCAUUGCAGCCAUGGCAGUUAUACUAGUCGCGAUUGCCACGCACCUGAGAGAUCAAUUCAGUGCUGGUGGUAUAGGUGUCGCGCUGAAUGUGGUGCUAAGUCUAAAUCAGAUUCUAGUGCAAGCGAUUCAGGCGUGGACACAGCUGGAAACGUCCAUUGGUGCCGUUUCUCGCGUGCACAGCUUCCAGAAGGACACACCUUGCGAGGACAGAGCUCUCGAGGUUCAGGCACUACCGCUCAUGUCUCAAAAGUGGCCAUCGGAGGGCGCUAUUGCCUUUGAGAAUCUUACGGUUGCGUACCAUACCGAUCGUCAACCUGUCAUCAGAGAUCUAACGUUGAAGAUCAAGCCUAGGGAAAAGAUUGCCCUCUGCGGCCCGUCGGGGAGUGGUAAAAGCUCGCUGAUCAUGACCCUCUUGCAGAUGACGGAAGUCAGAGGCGGCCAUGUCUCCAUCGAUAACCGGGACCUGGCACUCAUCCAGCCAUCUGAGAUACGGCAGCAGCUCAACGUCAUCCCCCAGGACCCAUACUUUGUGCCUGACACGAUCCGGUUCAACCUAAACCCCCAUGCCGUCGCCUCCGACGACGAGAUCAUCGGCGCAGUCAAGAAAGUGGGCCUGGGCCUAUGGGAGAAGGUCCAGUUGAACGGCGGCCUUGAUGGAGAUCUCGACGCUUCUCAGUGGUCUAUGGGGGAGAAGCAAUUGCUGGCAUUGGCGAGAGCGUUGACUUCACGAAGCCCUAUUUUGAUCCUUGAUGAGGCGACAAGCAACGUCGACUCCGAAACGGAAGCAAUCAUGCAAAAAGUGAUCGAGACGGAAUUCGCCAGCCAGACGGUUAUCAUGGUCAUGCAUCGACUUCGCUACGUCACCCGCUUCGAUCGCGUGGUUCUUGUGAAGGAGGGAGAGCUCGUUGAAUGUGAUAGUCCGACCGCAUUGCUUGCACGAGACUCGGAGUUUGCGCAGUUCUUCGCUGCGUUUAUGAAAGAGCACUGAUCAAAUAUUGUUCUAUUUCUCUAACAGAGAUUAAGAGUAGAAAGGAU
Molecule: messenger RNA, 4385 nt
Organism: Aspergillus campestris IBT 28561
Lineage: Eukaryota; Fungi; Ascomycota; Eurotiomycetes; Eurotiales; Aspergillaceae
Product: putative multidrug resistance-associated protein
Exons: 12
Coding region: 1-4338 (1445 amino acids)
Biological process (GO): DNA repair; transmembrane transport
Cellular component (GO): membrane
Molecular function (GO): ABC-type transporter activity; ATP hydrolysis activity; single-stranded DNA binding
Source: RefSeq, a predicted model, not a curated record